ACGGGUUUCACGUGCUGUCUUCCACGAGUCUGUCUCUUUCGUGGGUCAGCACUAGCUUCCAAGAUGCCGCCCAAACAGCAGCAGAAGGGAAAGGACUCCGGCAAGUCUAAAACGUCACAGAAGAAGCCCACAUCGGGUGGAGGCAAGGCCAAGAAGAAGAAGUGGUCCAAGGGAAAGGUCCGUGACAAGUUGAACAAUUUGAUCCUCUUCGACCAGGCCACAUAUGACAAGCUCUACAAGGAAGUCCCAAGCUACAAGCUCAUCACACCCUCAGUCGUCUCUGAAAGACUGAAGAUCAGAGGAUCACUGGCCAGGGCAGCUCUCAAUGAACUCCUGAAUAAGGGUCUCAUCAAGCAAGUCGUGAAGCAUCACUCACAGCUUAUUUACACAAGGACAACCAAGGCAGGUGCAGAAGAGGAGGCGGCUGCUGGCAAGUAAACUCAUCUCCAGCGACACUAAACUCUGGUUUUCAUCUUCCACAAAAUACCCAUCAAAUGCAAAACUUUCUAAGGCUCUAAACGCCCGGUCAAUCAAGGGCUGCUGAAUUUCGUUCGUCAUGGAUCCCGAGAUGUAAGAAGCUAAUGUCGAUCUUCUUAAACUAAGUGGGCUGAACACAGCAGUGGACAACUAGAAAAUGAAAAGUAAGAUCAAUACGCUAUCGACGAUGCUCGUGGCUUCAUGAGAUCUUGUCUCCAGUUGUCUCUGCAUGAAAUACCAAUAAUGUGGAAUUUUUGUAGCACCUUUCGGCGGCUUUAAUUUGGAAAUAAAUACCCAUGGAUUAGGUGGGCACGUGGACAAUUUAAAAAGUGA
Messenger RNA from Asterias rubens (European starfish), 810 nucleotides. Its product is annotated as 40S ribosomal protein S25-like. Gene Ontology annotation, cellular component: cytosolic small ribosomal subunit. The record is from RefSeq and is a predicted model, not a curated record. Lineage: Eukaryota; Metazoa; Echinodermata; Asteroidea; Forcipulatida; Asteriidae. Gene Ontology annotation, molecular function: structural constituent of ribosome. The transcript is spliced from 4 exons. The coding region runs from base 64 to 438 and encodes 124 amino acids.